CUCAUCUGACGCUUUCUCGUCCUCCCUCAUCUUUCCCUUCUCAUUUGCAUCGCAUUCUUUGCAUUCUUUUGCACUCCCAGUCUCUCUUUUUCUGCUUCAUCUCCCGUUUCCCCCUACAAACACUACACUACCCCACUUCCAAAACGUCGCAGGCGAGCAUCUUCAUACACCAUACAUCCAUCACAAUACUACCAUCCGUCAAUCGCGAAGCAUCCGCGCGUUACAUCUCGGGGAGAAAACAGAAACACAACACACUGUCACUGUCACUGUCGCCCUCAGCCGCCAUCCAUCCCCAACCCAGCCGCGGAUCACCCUGACGAAACCGCCCUUCCCCCCCAAGACCCAGCGGGUUUUUUGCACUGUCGCCAGAGUCGAGUUUGAAUAACAGCCCCGAGUUGACCUCGUCGCUACUCCUCCGCAACAGCAUACGCUUCACACCUCACCGCACCCCGCCGAGCGCGAAACAAGUACAACACACACCCAUACCAUACACACACACACACAUCCGUUUUUUUAAUUGCACAUCGCUAUCGCUAUCGAAACUUGAGGCUGGUCCUGAGACUGAGAAGAGCGAUUGAUUGAUCCACCCGCGCGUAAACACGUACCGCACCAUACCAUCGACACUACAACUGUCCAACACAACACGAACACGAUACGACACCGCGCGCGCUUCACACCGUGCCGCGCCGCCGCCUUCCCACGCCGUAGUCGUUUCAAUCGCGAACCACCACACCCGACGUCGACGUCGAUAACGACCAACCCUCACACACGCGCGCCGUUUUAGGUCGGCGUUUCGAACCGCGCGCAUCAUGGCGCACAUGAUGUAUCCCCAGCAUCAUGCGCAUGCGUCGAUGGCGCCGCCGCAGAAGCCGGAGACGUUCAUGUUGAGCAGUGAGGCGCAGCAGAGCCUGCCGCAGGAUGCGCAGGUUGCGUUGCAGCAGGUUGAUAAUCUCAAAUAUUUCCUUAUUUCGGCGCCGGUUGACUGGACGCCCGAUCAGUACAUUAGACGCUUUUUAUUACCUACCGGCGAAUACGUGUCGUGUGUCUUGUGGAACAACCUCUUCCACAUCUCCGGCACCGACAUCGUACGAUGCCUCUCGUUCCGCUUCCAAGCCUUCGGCCGGCCCGUGAAGAACUCGAAGAAGUUCGAGGAGGGCAUCUUCUCCGACCUGCGCAACCUCAAGUCGGGGACCGACGCGUCGCUCGAGGAGCCAAAGAGCGGCUUCCUCGACUUCCUGUACAAGAACAACUGCAUCCGCACGCAGAAGAAGCAGAAGGUGUUCUACUGGUACAGCGUGCCGCAUGACCGCCUCUUCCUCGACGCGCUCGAGCGCGAUCUCAAGCGCGAGAAGAUGGGCCAGGAGGCCACGACCAUGGCUACCAACGAGCCUGCGCUGUCGUUUGAAUUCGACUCCUCGCAGUCGCUGUUCGAGCAGCUCACCAAGGCUCAGCAGGCCAACUCGUCGUCCUUCUCCGCACAACAACAGCAGCAGCAACAGCAGCAGCAACAACAACAACACCAGCCAUCCUACUCGCAAUCCCAAUCCACAUCCCCCGUCAUGCGCGCCAUCGACUCCAUGCCCCCACCCCAGAUGAUCCCGCAGGCAAUGCCAAUGCAAGACGACAUGUCGCAGCACCUUGCCUACGCGCAGAUGAACAUGCCCACCAUGGCGCAGCACGUCGUCAAGCGCGAGCACGACUUCGGGCGCGUACAAUACAACCAGAACGGCGUGCCGCUUACCCAGACCCACCAGCGCCACGCCUCCAUGCCCGCAUACGGGAUGGAGUACUCCCCUGCCCCCUCGUUCGUGUCGUCGCACUACGAGGACUACACAUCCCGCGGCUUGUCGUUUGAGCCGAUCACGCCGCCGCAGGCGUCGGGGAUGGGGCCUGAGCCUGCGUAUAUCGCGAAUGAGGAUACGGGGUUGUAUUCGGCGAUUCCGGAGCACAUGGUUAAUAUGCAUGGGAUGAUGUCGAUGCCUCCCACGUCGCUCCCUGGGCCGUCGUACACGAGGCCGUAUGGCGCGUCGUACUCGGUUAUUGAGGGGUCGCCGACUUAUAAGCAGAGGAGGAGGCGGUCGUCGAUUCCGCCUGGAUUGUCGGCACUUCCUACCCCGUCGCAGGGACAGCAGGCCCAGCAGACUACUUCCCACCCUCCUCACAGACCCAGCGAUCUCCGUCGCUCGGUAUCGCACUCUGUGGACCCGGUGCCAGAGGAUGCUGAGCCAAGGUCGCCGAGGUUGAGCUACCCAGCGCACGCCAUGUCACACCACCAUAAGGACCUCCUUGCGCUCUCGCGCACGGGGACCCCCGAUGGCUCCAACAACGGCAGCGUGCACCCCCUCUCCCUCCACCACGACUUCACCACCGAUCUCUCCCCCGACUUCGACUCCACCUCCAACGGCGUGGUUGAUUCCCGCCGCGGCGGUUCCGUCACAGCCAGCGGUAACAGCGUUGGUGUCAGCGGUGCGGUGCGCAGGGCGCGCAGCGCGACGAUGAUGGAACUCGGGAGUCCGUAUCCGCAGAAGAGCCAUUCGUGUCCGAUUCCUACUUGUGGGAGGCUGUUUAAGCGGUUAGAGCAUCUUAAGAGGCAUGUGAGGACGCAUACGCAGGAGAGGCCGUAUGUUUGUGGGGUUUGUAGGAAGGCGUUUUCGAGGAGUGAUAAUCUUGCGCAACACAGACGCACCCACGAGCGCGGCGACGGCUCCAGCGACGGAGGCGCCUACGCCUCCCUCUCCGGCGAGGAGGAGGAGGAGGAGGACUACGAGGGCGAGGACGAGCUUUCAUCCUUGCAACAACAAGUCUCUGCCAACCUCGAUAACAUCUCCUCCACCUCGCACCCCUCGCACCCUGGCCACUCGAACUCGCACUCGCAUACGAGGCAUGCGAGUUUGAUGGGCCUUGAUGAGGGGGGUGGGCUCGAGAUUGUAGGGGAGGAGGGAUUGGAGAUUGAUGAGGGGCAGUUUGAGGGGGGGAUGAUGGGGAGUGGAGUUGUGGGGAUGGGGAUUGUGGCGGGGGGAGGGUUGAUGUAGAUUUUGUUUUUUGAUGUGAUGUUUUUGAUGAUUGUUGCCAUGUCCCCCCGGUUUGUUGAGGUUGUCCCUGGUUAUUGUUGUGGUUGGAGGAAGGAAGUUGUUGUGGCGGAUGCAUGAAUUAUUAUUUCUUUCUUCUUUUCAUGCCAUCUUAGCUUUUUUGAGGAUCGUUUUUGAUCGUUUUUUGUUCACAGAUCGAGAUCGGAAAUCUUGUUUCAUUUAUUUAUGUUUGCGGUUGUCGUCGCUGUUCGUUUUUGUGGUUGUGGUUGUGGUUGUUCUGUUUUUGUAAUUCUUUGUUUGGAAUGUUGGAGGGGUGGAAUGUUGUGGUUUUGACGGAAGGGGAAAGGAGGAAGGAGAAAGGCGGAAAGGAGGGGGGUGAAGAGGAGAAGGUGGAGGAGGGGAAUAGAUGGGGAGGAUUUAUCAUGAAUGUAGAGGGGAGUGGUGUGGAAGAAAAGAAAUAUGAUAUGAUAUGAGGUUUAGAAAUUUGUGUCUUUGCGUGUUGUGUUGAUGUAGAUGUGUGUGUGUGUCUUUGUGGGCGUGUGAUGAUGAUGCUUUGAGUGGAAAGAGAUUCGAAAGUGGUGGAAGGCUGAAUGGAUGGAUGGGGGUUUAUUCGCAUUUCUGUCUAUCUAUCUACGUUGCUACUCCUCUAUUGCGGCGCGGUGUCUAAACAGCAGAAUUGGGUGGGCAUGAGUGUAUCCAUCCGCGCGCAUCCAUCCGUACAUGCAUCUCCACCACAUUUUCACCACCAACCACCAACUAGCAACUAUACAAACUACAUCUAGCAGCAUUUAGCAGCUACAAACCGCAUUCACACUGUGGGAGUAGUGAUUGCAUUUAUAUCUGCAUUUUUUUAUAUAGCAACAGCAGCGAGAUGGCGAAGGGUGGGCGACGGUAGGGAGCAUCUGCGCGCGGGGGAACAAACGAGCUCUACAGCAG
Messenger RNA from Pseudogymnoascus verrucosus, 3965 nucleotides. RefSeq names its product homeodomain transcription factor ste12 (gene STE12). Gene Ontology annotation, cellular component: nucleus; Ste12p-Dig1p-Dig2p complex; Tec1p-Ste12p-Dig1p complex. Gene Ontology annotation, biological process: regulation of DNA-templated transcription; sexual reproduction. The transcript has 4 exons. The coding region runs from base 810 to 3032 and encodes 740 amino acids. The record is from RefSeq and is a predicted model, not a curated record. Gene Ontology annotation, molecular function: DNA-binding transcription factor activity. NCBI's taxonomy places the organism in Eukaryota, Fungi, Ascomycota, Leotiomycetes, Thelebolales, Thelebolaceae.